AUGAAUAUGUUCUCCAUCCAGACGUCGCAGCCGGACCCGUGCUAUGAUGAGAACGGAAAUCCGAGGAGGUGUAUCCCAGACUUUGUGAACUCUGCUUUCGGGAAGGAGGUUAAGGUGUCUAGUAUCUGCGGCAAGAACCCUUCGAGAUACUGCGACGCUUCUGACCCCAAAAAAGCUCACCCGCCGUCCUUUUUAACGGACCUCAACAAUCCCCACAACUUGACCUGCUGGCAGUCAGAGAACUACAUUCAGUACCCUCAGAACGUCACCCUCACGCUUUCCCUGGGCAAGAAGUUUGAGGUGACUUAUGUGAGCUUGCAGUUCUGCUCUCCCCGUCCGGAAUCCAUGGCCAUCUUCAAGUCCAUGGACUAUGGAAAGUCCUGGGUGCCAUUCCAGUUCUACUCCACCCAGUGCAGGAAGAUGUACAACAAACCCAACAAAGCGGUGAUCACCAAGCAGAACGAGCAGGAGGCCAUCUGUACGGACUCUCACACCGACAUGCACCCUCUUUCGGGUGGCCUGAUCGCCUUCAGCACCUUGGACGGCCGACCGUCUGCCCAUGACUUCGACAAUUCCCCGGUGCUCCAAGACUGGGUGACCGCCACGGACAUCAAAGUGGUCUUUAGCCGCCUUCAUACCUUCGGCGACGAGAACGAAGAUGACUCGGAGCUGGCCAGGGACUCCUAUUUCUACGCCGUCUCUGACCUUCAGGUCGGGGGUCGGUGCAAAUGCAACGGGCACGCAUCAAGGUGCGUCAAGGACAGGGAUGACAACCUGGUGUGCGACUGCAAGCACAACACAGCCGGGCCCGAGUGCGACCGAUGUAAACCUUUCCACUAUGACAGACCUUGGCAGAGGGCGACUGCAAGGGAAGCCAACGAGUGUGUGGGUGAGUACAAAUCUCCUACAGUUCGCACGAUGGUAGAGAUGCUAUGUAAGAAAUGA
Messenger RNA from Staurois parvus, 945 nucleotides. NCBI's taxonomy places the organism in Eukaryota, Metazoa, Chordata, Amphibia, Anura, Ranidae. The record is from the annotation of a GenBank genome assembly.